Monopterus albus (swamp eel) is the source of this 2226-nucleotide messenger RNA. It is a transcript of the gene opn4xa, whose product is annotated as opsin 4xa. Gene Ontology annotation, molecular function: G protein-coupled receptor activity. Gene Ontology annotation, biological process: G protein-coupled receptor signaling pathway; visual perception. Bases 382 to 1677 code for a protein of 431 amino acids. Lineage: Eukaryota; Metazoa; Chordata; Actinopteri; Synbranchiformes; Synbranchidae. The record is from RefSeq and is a predicted model, not a curated record. Gene Ontology annotation, cellular component: membrane. The transcript has 11 exons.
UAACUACAUUACCUGAGUGUAUCUAUGCAUGUAUGAAUGUGAUCAUGAUGCUGUAUGUGUGUCAAAAAGUCAGGGUGACAGGGUGCGAUGUCUGGCAGGCGGUGCUGUGGUUAACAUGGCCUCUCUAUUGCAGUGUCACCUAUCUCUCCUCUCCUACCUGUUCUUCUGGCAGAGCACAGGAUAUUCGAUCUGCCUGUGCUUCACAGCUGAUUGGGCCGCCGCUCGAAUAUCAGGUGAUGACACCAGCUGUUUACCAUCGCUACACUCUAUGAGAGAAUCUCCAGCUAACUUGGGGAAAACAGAACUGGCCAUCAACCUUACUACACUACAAGGACAGAGGUGCCCUGAAGAGGAACGGGGGCUUCCCUUCCUGGAUAAGAAAUGGACCUGGAACGUGGAUACUUUCGGACGGUGGAUGUCCAGGAUCACGCUCAUUACAUUGUUGCCUUUUUUGUCUUUGUGAUUGGAAUACUGGGUGUUACUGGGAAUGCCUUGGUCAUGUAUGCUUUUUUCUGUAACAAGAACUUACGGACUCCUCCCAACCUUUUCAUCAUGAACCUGGCAGUCAGCGACUUUCUCAUGGCAAUCACACAGUCACCCAUCUUCUUUGUUAACUCCCUCUACAAGGGGUGGGUUUUUGGUGAAACAGGAUGUAAAAUGUACGCCUUCUGUGGAGCUUUAUUUGGAAUCACCUCCAUGAUCACCCUUCUGGCCAUAUCUAUAGACCGCUAUGUUGUCAUCACCAAGCCUCUGCAGGCCAUACUGUGGACCUCGAAGAAACGCACUUGCCUCAUUAUUGCCCUGGUCUGGCUAUACUCAUUAGCCUGGAGUCUUGCACCACUAAUAGGGUGGAGUUCAUAUAUACCAGAGGGCCUGAUGACAUCAUGCACGUGGGACUAUGUGACGUCUACUCCAGCCAAUAAAAGCUAUACAUUGAUGUUAUGCUGCUUUGUAUUCUUCAUCCCUCUGGGUAUUAUAUCCUACUGCUAUGUGUGCAUGUUCUUGGCAACCCGCCAUGCCAGCAGAGAUUUGGAGAAACUGGGGUCUCAGGUGAGAAAGUCAACCCUGAUCCAGCAACAAUCCAUCAAAACUGAAUGGAAACUGGCCAAGAUCGCCGCUGUGAUCAUUAUAGUGUUUGUUCUUUCCUGGUCACCCUAUGCUUGUGUCACCCUCAUCGCCUGGGCUGGAUAUGCAAGCAUCCUCAACCCCUAUUCCAAAGCUGUUCCUGCUGUAAUAGCCAAGGCAUCGGCCAUCUACAACCCUUUUAUCUAUGCCAUCAUUCACUCCAAAUACAGGGACACUCUGGCAGAAAAUGUUCCCUGCCUCCGCUUCAUAGCCCAGGCUUCCAGGAGGGAGUGCAUGAUGGUGUCACACAGCGAGUCCUUCUUCACCAUCUCGACGCUGAGCAGACAGUCAUCAAUCUCCAAAACCAAGUUUCACAGAGUUUCCUCCAUGUCUACAACAGACACGGUGUGGAAUGAUGUGGAGCUGGGCCCUAUUGACCACAGCCAUUGUCUGAGGUCCAGCUAUUCCCCUGAGGCUCUGAGGGCCAACGAGUACAAGUCACUGGCUAAGCAGAGCAAGGACAGGGGAGGCCAAAGCCAGGAACAGACUCCCAUCCCAGACCGAGGCUCACAGGACAGAUGUGACCACAAUCUAAUGCUGUCAAGAUCGUAAUACCCUUGGUCUGUGGGAAGAGCCCAGAAAGCUGGGAUAAAGAGAAGAAACUGGAAGAUGAGCAAAAAGAAACAAGUACAGAAGGUGGAAGCUGAGCUCAUCCAGACAGACUCUCUGGACAAUCCUGCAUGUGUGCACUCCCAUGCCAUCAUUAGAAUCAGUGCACAGAAAGGCCUUAUAGACCACUUCUACUGUGAGGAAGAACAACACACACAGAACAGGCAAAGAGAAAUGCUGCUCAGUUUACAGCUUCUGGGCUGUUACAACUAUCCAAUCAAUUUAUAACCAUAUGUUAACAUCUAAUAGCACCUUGCUUCAGUGGCUUCAAACAGUUAAUAAUAAUAUGUAGAAUAGGUUUAGCUAGUUAGCAUGUAACACAGAUGUGUUUAUUCAACAAAAUAUCACAGUGAAAAAAUAAAAGGCUGUAAUCCACAUCAGAGAGCAGUAGCCUGUAAUGUUCUCUCUAUAGAACAAUGUUGUAAAGUAGCCUACUGUAAUAUUCAUAAUACAUAGGAAUUAGUAGGAGCACAGUAAAUAAGCUUGACCUUG